CCUUCUAUAUUAAUGCUUUUUCAGUCCCCGUUUAAACACAUGCUCUUCACCUCUACGCUCAGCUUUGCCUAAAACCACCCAAAUGGCCGUCACCACCAUAUUCCUCUCUUUUUUGUCUCACAUUUAAAUGCAAAUCCACAGCGCUUUCCAUAAAUUAAGCUUAUUCAUCUCCAUUCACCACUGCCAUGCCAAGGUGCAGCAGGUGUUGCUUGCACCACUCCAUGAAAAUAGUGAAUCUCAUCAUGAAUUUUCUUGGGAUUGCAAUCAUUGUUUACUCCCUUUGGCUCCAAAAGAAGUGGAAUAUUGGUGUUGCUCAAUUGGUUUCUUUUCCUUCUAUUCCCAACCCUUGGUUUAUAUAUACGUGUUUUGGUGUGGGAAUUGCUGUGUGCUUGAGCUCACUAUUCAGUUUCAUUGUCUCUAAUUGUAUCAGCACAUCUAUACUUUGUAUUUAUAUUUUCAGCGUUUGCUCCCUUCUUUUUCUGGAAAUUGCCGUGAUUGUCACCAUUUUCUUCAAGAAUGACUGGAGUUCGCUGAUUUCAAAAUACAUUGAUGAGAAUCAUGAAUAUUUCAAGAACUUUGUUGUCUUCCAUGAAAAGAUGUGUCGCUUGAUUACUCUUUUGAUUCUAGUCCCACAGGUUGGUGUAAUAGCAUUAGCAAUAAUUUUAUGGAGGGUUGGGAUUGAAAGAAUAUCGGAGAGGGAGCAAUCAGGAUUAGGGGAUUUUACGACAUCCUUCCUGGUGGGAACAGGGCCUGCCAUUCUCAAUAACAACACCACUAUCCUUUGCGGGAGAUGUGAGGUUUUACGCUUAGUGAAUCCAACGAGACCAACCUUCUUUUCAUAUCUAAAUAUGCUUUUUAGAAUGCAUUUACAAGCAAGGCCUUUUCUUACUUAACAAAAAAACUUUUUGUCUCAAUUCUUAAUAAUAAUAAUAAUAAUAAUAAUUAAUGGUGGGGAUGAGAUUGUUUAA
Molecule: messenger RNA, 968 nt
Organism: Gossypium raimondii (Peruvian cotton)
Lineage: Eukaryota; Viridiplantae; Streptophyta; Magnoliopsida; Malvales; Malvaceae
Product: tetraspanin-19
Exons: 5
Coding region: 186-893 (235 amino acids)
Source: RefSeq, a predicted model, not a curated record